AAUGGAGAGAUGGGUGAGGAUGGAGUAACAGAAAGAGAAGAGGAGAGUGAGGUGGUAGUUGAUUUUGAAGAUGAGGGAGGAGAGAUGGAGAAGAGACAGUUGAGAAAGAGGAUGGGGAGGGCAGAAAAAGAGGAGGUAGAGGAGGAAGAGGAGGCAGUCGCAAUUGAGGAUAGGAGAGGGAGUGAAGAGGAGUUGAAGGACAGGAGAGAGAGGGAUGAGAAGGUAGAGGAGGAAAAAAAGCAGAGAGGUGUGAUGGAGCCGGCUCUGUCUCUCGACCUCGUCAGCGUGACAACUGACCCUGUCGGCAUGACGACCACCACUCAUGAGGACUCUGGGUACCUGAGCUCUGGGAUGGGUUUCUACUGUCCCCCUGGACCUCUCCUAUUCCACACUCAGCCUAAACCUCACCCCCAACCCCUUCUGCCCAGUGGGGUGAAGCGCCCACAUAGUGUCAGCCCCCCUCCCCCUCCCACCCAAAGCCUACAGGUAAAGGUGGCUCGAGUGUACUCUACUCGCCGUUCGAUUGGCUACAGCGCCCGGGGGCGUGGCCAGGUGCUUCCCCUCCCCCUGUUGCCCGCAGUAACCAUGGGAGACCCCUCCCUAUUGCCCUCCCUGCCCAAGAAGAAGACAAGAACACUCUACAGCACUGACCAGUUGGAGCAGCUAGAGGGAAUGUUCCAGGAAGACCACUACCCAGAUGGAGAGAAGAGGAAGGAGAUUGCCGCCACGGUGGGCGUCACGCCCCAGAGGAUCAUGGUGUGGUUUCAGAACCGUAGGGCCAAGUGGAGGAAGGCCAGUCGUUCUACAGUGAAGCCAGAACACAAACAGACCUGCAGCCGCCUUCCUAACCCCAACCCCACCCCCCUCCUUGCACCACACCCACACCCUAGGGCUGCUGCAGGACACAUCGUCCCCUUCCUCCCUCCCGCUGGUCUCUCCUUACCUCCCCCUCCUACCUCCCAGGCCCUCCCUUCCUACAGCACCCUGCUAGCCAGCCUCUCAUCCAGCCCUACAGGCAGUUCAGGAGGAGAGAGAGGGCUACCGUCAGGACCUCAGGGAGGGUCAGUGGAGCACCUACCUCCUAUCAUCUAUAGCCCACCACCUUUACGACGGGCCAGCCUCCCCCUCCUGGCUACCUUCCUGAACCCCCCCAACCCUACCCCCACCCCCACUCCACCAACCCCGCAACCCACCCCAACAUCGCCUUUCUUCAUGGAUGUGUUGGAGCCCCACCCCGCCAACAGAGACACACAGGGACUCACCCUGCAGACUGACUCUGGUUCUCUGUUUGACUACAGCAGUGAUCUCCUGUCCAGCAGCAGCAGCUCAGUGAAGAUUGAUCCUCAGCACUACCUUACCUCCAGCCACCAGGGUGGCGCUACAGUCUCCUACCAGCCCCAGGCCUCCCGCCUGGCCUACCUCACCCCCUCCCCCUACCUCAACCCAAACCCCCCUGAGGGGAGCGCCCCUCCCCCCUCCUACCUCACCUUUGGUCCAGGGGGUGGGCCUGGGGUAGUGACCUAUGCAGCUGGAGGCCACACCUACUUCCAGGCACAGACAGGAGGGGGACAGAUCCUACUGCAGUCUGGGAUACACGGUGGUAUCACCGCCUACCAGUCGUACCCGUGGGAUCAGCUCUACAGCCACCCAGCAGUCAUUCAGCAGCGUAACCAGUGUUCCCAGUUUACUACCACCACACUGGGGGGCCGAGACCACCCAACCUCCUCCUCCUACCUGCCACCCACUUACUAUCCCCACUCACACACACACUCCCAGAGACCCUCUCACACACACCUCUACCCAGGCCCAGGUCCUGCCCCCAGUUUCUACCCUGCGACCCCCCCACCCCAGAGGGGUCAGAGCCCCCACACCGCCCUUGGCCCUCCUGGAUCCCCCCACUUGUGUGAAGGCUGAGAAUGAGAGCCCUCCCCAUAUACACAGCAGCCACUUCCACUGUGACUUCUCACCCAUACUCUUCUGACAGACCUGGGGGUUGUUAUUCCUGUCUUCAUAUCUUGCUUAGUUAAAUAAAGGUUAAGUAAAAAAAGAAAAAAAAUGUGUGUGUGUUUUCUGUGUGUUGUUUA
This is a messenger RNA of Salmo salar (Atlantic salmon), 2084 nucleotides long. It is a transcript of the gene nobox, whose product is annotated as NOBOX oogenesis homeobox. Gene Ontology annotation, molecular function: RNA polymerase II cis-regulatory region sequence-specific DNA binding; DNA-binding transcription factor activity, RNA polymerase II-specific. Gene Ontology annotation, biological process: regulation of transcription by RNA polymerase II. The record is from RefSeq and is a predicted model, not a curated record. Lineage: Eukaryota; Metazoa; Chordata; Actinopteri; Salmoniformes; Salmonidae.